Messenger RNA from Lagopus leucura (white-tailed ptarmigan), 1890 nucleotides. It is a transcript of the gene ARL8A, whose product is annotated as ADP ribosylation factor like GTPase 8A. Bases 60 to 620 code for a protein of 186 amino acids. Lineage: Eukaryota; Metazoa; Chordata; Aves; Galliformes; Phasianidae. The record is from RefSeq and is a predicted model, not a curated record. Gene Ontology annotation, cellular component: lysosomal membrane. The transcript is spliced from 7 exons. Gene Ontology annotation, molecular function: GTPase activity; GTP binding. Gene Ontology annotation, biological process: protein transport; anterograde axonal transport.
UUCGGCUCGCCUCCGCCCGGCUGCGCACGGUUCGGCCCGGCGGGGCUCGGCGCGGCAGCAUGCUGGCCCUUUUCAACAAGCUGCUGGACUGGUUCCGGGCGCUGUUCUGGAAGGAGGAGAUGGAGCUGACCCUGGUGGGGCUGCAGUACUCGGGCAAGACCACGUUCGUCAACGUCAUCGCGUCAGGCCAGUUCAAUGAAGACAUGAUCCCAACGGUGGGCUUCAAUAUGAGGAAGAUCACCAAAGGGAACGUUACCAUAAAGCUCUGGGACAUCGGCGGCCAGCCGCGCUUUCGCAGCAUGUGGGAGCGGUACUGCCGUGGAGUGAGUGCCAUCGUGUACAUGGUGGAUGCUGCUGACCAGGAGAAGAUCGAGGCCUCGAAGAAUGAACUUCAUAACCUGCUCGACAAGCCGCAGCUCCAGGGCAUCCCGGUCCUAGUCCUGGGGAACAAGCGAGAUCUGCCUGGUGCCUUGGAUGAGAAGGAGCUCAUUGAGAAGAUGAACCUCUCUGCCAUCCAGGACCGAGAGAUUUGUUGCUACUCUAUCUCUUGCAAAGAAAAGGACAACAUUGACAUCACCCUACAGUGGCUUAUUCAGCACUCGAAGUCCAGGAGAAGCUGAGAUCCCUUGGACUGCAGCUCAGAUCGGGAAGAUGCCAUUGUACAAGCCCAUACCCUUUCCUUCUCCUGCUCUGUCCCUCCAGCUCUUUCUCUCUAGAUGGGUAUUUUUAGGGGACCCCAGACUCCACUCGCAUUGAGGUGGAGCCCUUGUUUUUAUUGUAAAGAAAAUGUCCGACUCUGCCCUCCUUUCCUCUCUCUGUCUCUUCUUCCCAUUUUGGCACUGUUCUGUUGUUGUCUGUGUAUACAGUAUAUAUAUAUGUAUAUAUAUUUUAAUUUUUUAAUUUAAGCACUAGCGCUGUUACUAAACUGGGCCCUGUGAGCUGUAGGAAGGCUGUGGGCUGCCCGAGUUCAGCACUGGGAGGAGGAUGAGGUGCGUGGCAGACAGCAGCCCCCAGGAUGGGGCCGGAUAGGGCUGCAGGCAAGUCCCCCAGGAGGAGCUGCAGCACCCUGGGGCUGUGGGGGGCACAUCUGUGCUGUCCUUCCCCAGGCUUCAGUCCCCACAGCAGGGUUUGUGGGGGCAAUGCCAUCUCCCCCCCCCACCCCAAAGCUCUUCACCCCAGCGUGGGGAUGGGAUUGGUCACAACCCACUGCCACCAGCCUGCACACAUUGCCCUCAGCUGCCCCCGCCUCUCCUCGCUGCCCUGGCCGCCUCAGCCCCGUACCCCCGGGUGCCCCAGGGGUGCCCAGUUGUGCCCUGGCCCUGGCUUUGCUGCCCAGCCUCGGGGUGCUGGGUGGCACAGCUGGCUCCUUGCCUUGCACGUGGGGAGGGGAGAGGAGAGGAGGCCUCCAAGAGCCAGGGUGUCUUUGUCCCUUUGUGCUGAGUUACUGGGUCUGUGCUGGUGCAGCCUUGGGGUUGCUUGGGGCUGGUGGGGGUGGGAUAUUUCUGGGUAAAGGGGGCAUGCUGGCAGCAGCAGGGAGGAUGGGGCCAGGUCUGACAUAGUGGGAAGGCACUGGCCCUGUCCCCAGCCCCAGUGGGGUUGUGGGGAUGACGGGCGAUGGGGGCUUUCAGCUCCUGCGUGGCUCCUGGGGGUGGUGAGGCCGGGGGUUCCCUUCUGUUCUCAUUUUUGCAGAAUUGCACAAAGAGAGGUUUCUUUUUUUUCUUUUUUUUUUUUAAUUUAAUGGAUUGUAAAGUGUUGUCAUCCCUCUCCGCCCCAUUUUUUUUUUUUUUAAGAGAUAUUUUGGCGCAAAUUUGACCUCUGUUGGGAAAUGAUUCUUGUAACUGUACAAUUUUUUUGCCUCCUAAUAAUAAUAAAUUAACAAUUUUGCGUUGG